GUCUAGAAAAGUCGAUGCGAUCGAUUUUGCGGCCGGCUCUUAUAUUUCCCGUGCAGCCUUUGCUCCUUCCCUUUUCGCUGAAUUCUUCAGCCAUGGCUCCGAUUAAGAGGCAGGUGGUUAAGAAGCCGGGUGGGAAGAAGAAGAAGCAGAUCCUGAAGUUCACCCUGGACUGCACCCACCCUGUUGAGGAUGGCAUCAUGGAUGCUGCCAACUUCGAGCAGUUCCUGCAGGAGCGUAUCAAGGUGAACGGCAAAGCUGGAAAUCUUGGUGGUGGUGUGGUGUCCAUUGAGAGGAGCAAGAGUAAAAUUGCUGUGAACUCUGAAGUUCCCUUCUCAAAGAGGUACUUGAAGUAUCUUACCAAGAAGUAUCUGAAAAAGAACAACCUCAGGGACUGGCUGCGGGUGGUAGCUAACACCAAGGAGAGCUACGAGCUGCGCUACUUCCAGAUCAACCAGGAUGAGGAGGAAGAGGACGAAGAUUAAACCUUACGCCACUCUUAAUAAAAUACUUAGAGAGAAAACCCUU
Maylandia zebra (zebra mbuna) is the source of this 525-nucleotide messenger RNA. It is a transcript of the gene rpl22, whose product is annotated as ribosomal protein L22. Gene Ontology annotation, molecular function: RNA binding; structural constituent of ribosome. The record is from RefSeq and is a predicted model, not a curated record. Gene Ontology annotation, cellular component: ribosome. Lineage: Eukaryota; Metazoa; Chordata; Actinopteri; Cichliformes; Cichlidae. Gene Ontology annotation, biological process: cytoplasmic translation.